Messenger RNA from Dentiscutata erythropus, 252 nucleotides. The record is from the annotation of a GenBank genome assembly. Lineage: Eukaryota; Fungi; Glomeromycota; Glomeromycetes; Diversisporales; Gigasporaceae.
AUGUCUUAUAUUUUUGGUAAGGAAGAAAAUUAUAAGAAUUAUAAAGGGUCUAGUGAAUUGAAUAGAAACUGUGAAGGGUCUAGUGAAUCGGAUAGAAACUUUGAAAGGUCUAGUGAAUCGGAUAAAAACUUUGAAGAAUCAAAUGAAUCGAUUAGAAAUUAUGAUAAUGAUGAAGACUCUGGUCAAUCUCUUGAAAAUGAUCUAAUUUCAGAUUUUGGAGAUGAAAAUUUUGAUAGACGGUCUGAAGACUAA